Molecule: messenger RNA, 1594 nt
Organism: Sinocyclocheilus anshuiensis
Lineage: Eukaryota; Metazoa; Chordata; Actinopteri; Cypriniformes; Cyprinidae
Product: MOB kinase activator 2-like
Exons: 5
Coding region: 389-1105 (238 amino acids)
Source: RefSeq, a predicted model, not a curated record
UACACUGAAAGUGAAAGUUCCCCUGGAGGCACAAGAGGGCGGUGCCUCAGGUGAGAGGAGGAGGGGCAGUUUAGGGAAGGGGCGUGGCUUGUACUGUGUGUAAGAGAGUAAAUAUUUUUCACUACUGGUGGAACCUGUCCGUCUACUUCACCAGAGACGCACGGAGACUCAGCCUGAAGUGCAGGACGCACAAAGAACAGCGGAGAGAACAAACACAUUUACCAGAAACCAGAAAGAAUGCUGGACGGAGCGACAGUCUGGACAUAGACCACCGGAUUGGACAUCAUGUAGAUGAAGACAACUCGCGUUGUGUUUGUGUUUGUUUACUUGACAGGUGCAUCAGUGUGUUUGAGUUUGAAUGAGACGUGUGUGUUUCUGAGGACCUUUAAUGGGUAGAAGCAUCCUGGAUAUGGGGGGAUGUCAGAGUUACAGCAGCUCUGAUGAAGAGGAUGUCAGCGCUCUGAAGGCAAACUACACUAAUGUCAGCCUGUUCAAAUUAAGAAAUAACAGUCUACAUUUAGUCCCGUCUGCUGAGGUCAAACCUUACCUGACAGAUCACUUCCUGUCCAGACGCAUCACUGAUCUCGACCUUCUGACCCUCUCUGCCCUGCCACACGGCCUCGACCAGCAGGAGUGGAUAGCAACAAACACGGUGUCGUUUUUCCAGCACACUACCCUCUUCUUCAGCGCUCUGUCUGAUUGUUGCUCAAUUACAACGUGUCCGGCAGCCAAAAGCUCAGGAAACCUUUUGUAUGAAUGGACAGACGAUCAGGGGAAGAAACUGAAGUGUUCAGCUCCGAUCUACAUCGACUACGCCUUGUCCUACAUCCAGGAGAUACUCUCAGAUGAGCGUGUGUUUCCUACCAAGGCCGGGUCAUCGUUCCCUUCUGGAUUCAUAUUCCUGAUUCAGAAGAUCUUUGUGAUGCUCUUCCGUACGUUGGCUCACCUGUUCAGCGUUCACUACCAGGACGCCAUCGCUGUGGAGAUACACCCGCAGCUCAACACGCUCUUCACACACUUCAUCACCUUCAGCCACACAUUCAGACUGCUGGAGCCCUCAGAGACUGCGCCGAUCGACGAGCUCAUCGCAGUACUCACAUGCUGACACACAAACUCAAGGAAUAUACACGUGAGGUCUUCACAAAAGGGCACAGCAUGAGCCUGUGAAUCAUAAAAUUCACAAAUGGAACACUCUAUAGCUUUGGCACCUAAUGGGACAUGUGCAAGUGAAGACCACAAGACUGUAAGUCCACAUGUCCACAUCAAGUACACUAUAUAGGACAGUUCCUUUUUUGAUGUUACAUGAAGAACCCCUUUGAUGUUUUGACCCAGUGGAACUAGAAUGUGUCAAUCAACUUCAGGCUGAGCUCUGAUUGGACAGCGCAGCUGCUGGCCCCACCUAUAAGUGGUUUUUCAGUGCCAACUGUGAACGUGGGUUAUUUUCUUUCGGCCAGUGAUCACACAGCCUUUAGCGGGAUGCAAUUCUUAGGAAUCUGGGAGCACCGGGAGCUUUCAACAGUACUUUUCAAAUUAUGGCCAAAUUAUUCCCUCUUUGUGUGGUUGUCUGCCACAAUCAAUGAAAAAAACAAUGUUU